AUGAUCUGGAGCAUAGCAAAACGCUUCCUGAUCGCAACAAAAACCCCUAUUGAUACGGUUCAAUGUCCUAGACAUCACGAGGACCUUCCCAAGGACGACGUUGAAGACACUGAGCACACAUAUCCAGGUUUAGAGAACAUAACAGUGAUUUCGAUGCUGAAAGGUGACCUCAUUGUUCCAGUAAGCUCAUAUUCGUCUAACAAAGUCCUUACCAUUGUCCCAAAGCACAAGUCCUUGUCCCUUAUGGGCUUAAGGCAAAACCAAUCACAAUCCAGUGAUAAGUCCAUGUCUAUUACAGGCCAGUGGCACGCUAAUGAUCUACCAGGACGUAGUGCAAAGGGUGAAAUGCAUGCAAACCACACCCAGGAUGAGACCAGCAUUAAGCUUUUUGCCAGCAAAGUCUCAGGAAAGAACCAUCAGAUCACAGUUGAGGAAUCGAGCAAUCAUGCAAGUGAACAAUUAGUACGUACAAGAGACAAGAAAGACACAAGCAAGCUUGCAUACCAGGACGAAAAGGAUCCAUUGGUAUUGACUGACAAGAGCAAGUAUGUUGCCAGAGAGCAUCUAACAGUGAUUUUGGAAUGGCGCCCUAGUCCAAAAGAACUCCUCACAUCACCAGGAGACCUUACCUAUCAGAGGCAGAAGGCUUUCGACUUUACUUAG
Messenger RNA from Fomitiporia mediterranea MF3/22, 663 nucleotides. RefSeq lists its product as uncharacterized. NCBI's taxonomy places the organism in Eukaryota, Fungi, Basidiomycota, Agaricomycetes, Hymenochaetales, Hymenochaetaceae. The transcript has 4 exons. The record is from RefSeq and is a predicted model, not a curated record. The coding region runs from base 1 to 663 and encodes 220 amino acids.